UGCAUCAGUGCUACCUUUAUUCAAACUUGCCAACAACUUCCCAAACAAGAAGGAGAUGCUCAUUGAUUUUGACAAUAACGAAGCUGAGAGAUACAUUAAAAAGAAUUUAUAUGGAUAUGAUUCUCUGUAUGAAAUCACCAUUGAAUUUUAUCAAGAACUUGCAAAUAAUAUCGACCACAACUAUGAAGUACUUCUAGAACAAUUUGAGAAAGAAAAUGGUUCAAGACCAGAGGGAUCGUUAAAAGAAAUCAGCAAAGAGAAGUUCCAAUCUAUCACAAUGAAUUACUCAUGGAUCAUAAGAAGUCAUCUUCUUCUGAGAAUAUUGUUUUUCUGUCUGAAACAACUGCUUGAUGUAGAGAUCAACCCUACUCUUGCAUUCAAAGAUGAUACAUGCAUGUUGCAAUUCUUUGCUAAAAUUGGUUACUUUAUUGACAUUCAGCAUUUCCUUGUAAACUGUAAUACUGGAAGACUUUACAAAUUUAACAAUAGUUCAAAAACUUCUGUGCCUAUUGGCAUGAGUGAAAUUCGUAUAAUGAGCCACAUGAUCAAGAUCAACAAAGAGUUCCUUAAAAUGGUCAAAAUGUACUACUAUUCUUUAUGAAUGAUGAAUAAGCUAGAACCUGUCCCUUGUGAUAGAGAAGAUUUUGACAUACUCAAGUUGCUCUCAGGAGUUAAUUUGGCCUUCUUGAAACCUCAUCAGAAUGAGGUCCUUGGGUACAUGCUUACUAAGUUUGAAAGUUAUGAUGUUGACAGCCUAAAAACACUUCUUAAAGAAGAUGAAUCGGUCAGGAGUAAAUUAAAACUUCUCGUUGAAAAAGUGAAAAUAACUUGUGUAUUGUCUUACUGAGACCUAAGUUUUACGGUUGACUCUCUCACCUCAUAUCUCGAAAGAACUUACAAUUUACUGAACUCAAUUUUGAUAAUGGGUACAAGCCACGAGAUCUUCGGCUUUUAUGUAACACUCAUUAAAAUUUUUGAGUUCCACUGAAUGUACAAGAAAAUGAAGCCUUCUGGAGUGAAUCGUUCUCUACAAAUCAAAAAUGAACUGUUACAAAGAGUAUUUGACGAUAUUCAGCCUCAUUCCAAGAUGCUCUCAGAACAAGGAGCCGAUACAACCGAGCAUCACGAAGACAUUGUUUCAAUAUAUUUAACUCUGAUGAGAACACUGAAGACAAAGGAAGAGGCAAAUCUUUUCAGGAAAACUUCAGUCUCACCAGCAUUCUGCAAAUCUAAGAGAGCAGCUCAGCCAGGGUGCUGGUAUGAUAUCUUAGAGUAUCAUUCGAUACAAUUUACUAUCAAACAAGAAAUAAUCGAUGGAGCCGGUUUGGAUGAACACAUAAAUCCUGAAUACACUCAAGAUCACCCCUUGUUCGAAUACAUCGACAAGUACCUUUACACCACACAAAAAGACACUUACCAAGACUUUCCACCACUGGGAGCUCUCUCAGACCUAUCAAAGAUAUUCACGAUGUACGUGCACAUCCUAGGCUACACUGAGACUAUCCAGAAUAUUUGUACUGUCUUCGGAGAUCUCAGUGAGGGCGAGAUCUAUCCGAAUGUGUACAGUGUGGGAGAUGUGGAGAGAGUUAAGGAAAUUAGGUUUGAAGAAAUUAAGGGGAACAGAGAGAUGGAGGAGAGUUUGGUGAGGGUUUUUGAGAGCCAGAAGAGUUUUAUGCUCCUUGUGGGACUUUGGAAGCAGGUCAAUCGGGAAUAUGAGGAGUAUAAGGCUGAGAAUGGGGGUUUGGAUGAGAAAUAUCGGCUUUUUAUGAAUUUGGAGUUCUUGUCGCUUGAGAAGAGUGGACUGAAGGAGAGAAUCAAAGAUCUUGAUGAGUUUAAACAGCUUGAUAUUUCUACAGUUGUUAGAGCUGAUGAACUCACUGAAGCCCAUCUCAAGAAAAAUAAUGAGCCAUCUGAAGAAGCAAAGGAAGAAAUUAAAGAAGAGGUCAAAGAGGAAGUUAAAGAGGAGGUUAAAGAACCCCCUCAAGAAGAGGAUGAUGACUGGGAAGCUGAAGAAGAUAAAGCAUUUUUACAAAAUUUUUCUCAAAACCUCUCUGAUUUAAUGCCACAAAAUGGACCUGCUCAAGAAAUUAUCAAGGAAGUGAUUGUAGAAGACAAAAGAGUAUUCACAGCUUUGGAAACAAUCCACCAAAUAACAAACUGCAUUAAAUAUUUUAUUCUUGACAAAAAGUCUGCUGGUGAAAUUUUAGCCCAGCUCAAAGCAGUUCAUAAUGAGAAUGUUCUAGAGUAUAAUUAUGUCAAGAAAAUGACUUUCUUCUACUCAAUUCCAAACCUCAAUCAAAAUGCCAGAAAUAUGAUAAACAGAUGGAUGAACAAGAAGAUGAAGCAGAAGAGCACCUUCAUCUCCAGAGAUUAUUUCCUCAGCUACAUCAAGAUGCCUACUGAUAAGUUGACUGUUGACGAUAAGCAAAGAUAUGGGAUGCUUGUAUCAGCUCUGCUGUUCCAAUCCUUAAAAGACGAAAAACAACCAGUCAGCCAGAAAAGCAUCAAAAGUCUUAUCAAAGCCAGCGGAGCUGCUAUUCCAGAAAACUCACUUUGGCUUUCUCUGAUAAGCGAUCCUUACACAUUAGAGAAAUUAGAUAGAGGAAUCUGGACAAACUCGAUAACUGAAAUAUUUAACGAACUGGAUGAAAGAUACACAAGCACUAGUUCUGAACCCAUAGAUGAAGGAGAAGUUGACGUUGCAGCAUUGUUUGGAGGAGAUGAUGAUGAUUACUAAAAGAUGACCAAUCUCAGAAAAUCUCUACUGAAGAUCCCAAAAGUUGUCAUUUAAAAAGUAGAGAUUAUUCUUUUAAAAGUUAGCAC
Molecule: messenger RNA, 2823 nt
Organism: Moneuplotes crassus
Lineage: Eukaryota; Ciliophora; Spirotrichea; Euplotida; Euplotidae
Source: the annotation of a GenBank genome assembly